AUGGCGAGCACCAACAGCUGUGCGGUACAAGGAGGAUGCCCUACCGAUUAUGUAGCCAUAGCCAUUGCCAUACUCUCUAUCAUGCUGCUUCUUUCGAGGUCGGUGUUUCCCUGCUUGAUCCACAAGGUUCCAAGAACCAACGGUAGUGGUUUCUGGUUCCCGGUGUUUCAAGUUUUUGGCAGCUUCAACCUUUUGCUAUCUCUAGUGCUGUCAAUCAACUUCCUGAAAUUAGAAAAGAAGCAUUGGUGGACAUCCUGCUAUAUCUGGGCAGUGUGGUUCGAAGGUCCCCUAGGAUUUGGUUUGUUGCUAAGCUGCCGUAUUGCACAGGCAUUUCAACUGUACUUCAUAUUUGUCAAGAGACGAUUACCACCAAUAAGAUCCUAUGUGUUUCUGCCGUUGGCUCUCUCGCCAUGGAUUGCUGGAGCUGCAUUUAUCCAUGCAAAGAAGGCAAUGAAUCACCGUUGCCACAUGGGGACACGGUGGAUAGUCCCAGUUACGUGCCUUCACACGCUCUAUGUUGUUGCUUUAGUUGGAUGCACCAGGUCUAUUCGGCAUAUCGAGUUCAAGUUUGAUGAACUCAAGGACCUUUGGCAGGGGAUACUUGUUUCUUCAUCAUCCAUAGGAGUUUGGGUGGUUGCGUAUAUAUUGAAUGAAGUCCAUGAUGAUGUUGCGUGGCUCCAAGUUCUGUCAAGAUUUUUGCUUCUGGUUACGGCAAGUGUUCUUGUGUUGGCUUUCUUCUCCAUGUCAAGUUCUCAGCCUUUGCUCGCUCAAAUCAGCUUGAGGAGAAGGGAACCUUCAGAAUUUCGAUCAAUGGGUCAAGCGCUGGGAAUACCUGAUAGUGGGCUUCUUUUUCAACGAGAUCCAGCUCCAGGCGUUGACCCUUCCGACCCACUAGAUAAGCUUCUUCUCAACCGAAGAUUCCGCCAAUCAUUUAUGGCAUUUGCUGACAGUUGUUUAGCUGGGGAAAGUGUGCAUUUCUACAAUGAAGUCUAUGAACUCGGUAAAAUUCCUACUGAUGACCCUGUACGAAGCAUUUACAUGGCACGCCACAUUAUCGAGAAGUAUGUAGUUGCAGGUGCACCGAUGGAGGUAAACAUUUCUUAUCGAACACGGCAAGACAUAUUGACGACAACCAACCUGGCAGACCCUGAUCUCUUCAGCGCUGCACUGAACGAAGUGAUGCAGCUCAUGAAAACGAAUCUUGCAAAAGAUUACUGGUCAUCCAUGUACUAUCUCAAGUUGAAAGAGGAAGCAAGUGCUUGGUCCAGUCGCAUCGAAGUUGAAGGAAUAGGCGUUGGCGGUAACUUCUCCCCUCGACUGAGCUCAGUUCACGGUGCUGUUGAUGAUCCAUUCCACCACGACCAGUAUGUAAAACCUGGCUGUCUGUAA
Molecule: messenger RNA, 1389 nt
Organism: Linum trigynum
Lineage: Eukaryota; Viridiplantae; Streptophyta; Magnoliopsida; Malpighiales; Linaceae
Source: the annotation of a GenBank genome assembly